AUGAUGAUUUUUAUUAAUAAUUUACAGGAUCCAGCUGGUAUAUUUGAACUUAUCGAAGUUGUUGGUAAUGGGACUUAUGGUCAAGUUUACAAGGGUCGACAUGUCAAAACAUCUCAGUUGGCCGCUAUAAAAAUUAUGAAUAUUAAUGAAGAUGAAGAGGAAGAAAUUAAAAUGGAAAUUAAUAUGUUAAAGAAGUAUUCUCAUCAUCGAAAUAUUGCAACGUAUUAUGGUGCAUUUAUAAAGAAAUUACCGUCUUCGACGGGCAAACUUGAUCAGUUAUGGCUUGUCAUGGAAUUUUGUGGUAGUGGUUCAGUAACAGAUCUUGUUAAAACUUCUAAAACUACCUCACUGAAAGAAGAUUGGAUCGCUUAUAUCUGUCGUGAAAUUCUACGUGGUCUUUAUCACUUACAUCAAAAUAAAGUUAUACAUCGCGACAUCAAAGGUCAAAAUGUCUUGCUUACUGAUAGUGGUGAGGUGAAACUUGUCGACUUUGGUGUUAGCGCGCAACUCGAUCGGACCGUUGGCCGACGAAAUACUUUUAUUGGAACACCAUACUGGAUGGCACCAGAAGUCAUAGCUUGUGAUGAAAAUCCAGAUGCAACAUAUGACUCGCGAAGUGAUUUAUGGUCACUUGGUAUAACAUCACUUGAAAUGGCAGAAGGUCAUCCACCUUUAGUUGACAUGCAUCCGAUGCGUGCCCUUUUCCUUAUACCGCGCAAUGCACCUCCACGUUUAAAACGAAGUAAAAAAUGGUCGAAGAAAUUCGAAUCAUUUAUUGAAACUGUUUUGGUAAAAGAUUAUCAUCAACGACCUUAUACCGAUCAACUACUUCGACAUCCAUUUAUUCGUGAUCAACCACCGGAACGACAAACUCGGAAUGCGAUAAAAGAUUAUCAGGAUCGUCAUCGUCGUAUUGCAAAUAAAAAAGAUGAAACAGAGUAUGAAUAUUCUGGCAGCGAUGAUGAAGAAAAUCAAGGACAAUCAGUUAAAAUACCUGAUUUGGCUGCAGAACUAAAUAUGCAAUCAGGUCACGACAGUACUUUGCGGAAAGGAUUUCAGCGUCUACAAGAGAAUAACAAAAAUUUGCUGGAACAUUCCUCUCCAAAUGGACAAGCAUUUCGUACCCGAAUGGGUGUUGGUUCAGCAAUUGGGCCUACAGCUUCACAGCACCAAGCACCACAUCAACAACAAAAACAUCCUUCUGUAUCUCAGGAUUAUCUCAGACCUGCUUAUGGGAAGACUUCAGGUGAUUCGCCGCGUGAUCUUGUCAAAAUGCGACAACAUAUUGACCCUCGGGUCGUACUUAAUAAUCCUCUAGGACAUCAACGACAGCACGUCGAACAAGGCAGACGUGCGCAACGUCCGUUAUCGCAUCAUCAAACAAGAGGGAUUUCACCGCAUCACAGUAAUAAUAUUCCGGCGCAGAAUCAUCCAGCUGCACCUCAUCUUGCUGACCUCGCUAAUUAUGAACGAAAACGUCGUAGUGAAAAAGAAAUUGCUCGUGCUGCAGCCGAACGUCGUGAUCGGAGUGCAGUUUCACGAGAUGCUGCUGUUCGAGAUAUAGAUGCAUUACGAAUACCACCGCAUAUCGCUCGUGUUAGUGCAUCAAUAGCAGCGCCACCACCUACUCGCAAAAUGAGUGAACCACUGCUGAAUGGAAGGCUUGAUAGCCAGGAUCUCGAUAUUCUAGCAAAUGAGCUAACAAGAAUGGGACGACAUCAGCAACAAAAUGGUAGUUGUAGUCCACCACCACCAGCUCCUCCACCACGUGAUACAUCAAUUAUGAUUGUUGGCGAUGAAGGUGCAUCAACACACGAUGGAACUCUAUUAGCUAGUGAAACUGUUCGAUUGCCUCAUCAUGAUUCGGCGAUCGAAGAAGGUACAUUGCGUGGUCCAAAUAAACCUUUACCUCCAACACCUACGGAUCAGUCGCCUAUAUCUGAAAUGCCCGGUAAUGAUGGAACAUUACUUGCUAUUCAGGUAUCUACAGAAUUUUCCACGUCCGUUCUUGCACAACGUUCAAAUUCAGACUCAUCAAAUCGUUUUCGUCAAAUGCAAAUGGUCAAAGCUUCCUCAUUGCCUGAUCAACCUGCAAGUGCAACUGAAAUAAUCAUUGGUUGUGACGAUGGCUCGAAUAGCGAAGGAUCCGGCUCGUCUGCUGAAGGUUCACCGUUCGAUGCUCGUAAAAAUGCGAUACGCUCUUCAGCAACUGCAUUAAGUGGUUCCAGAUGUAGUGUAUUACCGGAUCUUUUGCCGAAAACAUCAUCGGCUGAAAGGGCUAUUCUGCCGUCGUUCACGAAAGAAUCAAGUUCUGCCAGCAUCGAAUCUCAAAGUGUUGAAGAGUAUCCUUCAAAUUUGAAUAGCAUUCCAAGAAAUCAAAUUCCUUUGGCGGCUCGUGAUCGAGAAAAAUCUUUUGUUGGUUAUUUUGGUGCUGGGAUGAGUGGUGGUGGUACCGUGAAUCGACCAGGUCGUGCACAAGACUCCAAUCAGGUUCAAGUGAAUGUGAAUCCGAAUCCAGCAGGAAAUAGUAGUACAACUCACACCGACGGGGAUGCUCCUGAAAUAAGAAAAUAUAAAAAGAAAUUUAGUGGAGAUAUUCUUUGUGCCGCAUUGUGGGGAGUCAAUUUGCUCAUUGGUACUGAUUCAGGUUUAAUGUUGUUGGACCGUAGUGGUCAAGGAAAAGUUUAUCAGCUCAUAACGCGUAGGCGAUUUGAACAAAUGACGGUAUUGGAAGGCCAAAACAUUCUUGUUACAAUAAGCGGUAGAAAGCGGCGAAUAAGAUUAGAAAAACGGAAUGGUUGGGUGAAUGUUGGCGAUCUUCAAGGAUCAGUUCAUUUCAAGAUUGUUCGUUAUGAGCGCAUAAAAUUUUUGGUAGUGGGUUUGGAGAGUUCAAUUGAAAUUUAUGCUUGGGCGCCAAAGCCCUAUCAUAAAUUUAUGGCUUUCAAGGCAUUUUCUCAAUUAACUCAUCUUCCACUUAUUGUCGACUUAACAGUUGAGGAGAAUGCACGGUUAAAGGUUCUUUAUGGAUCAAGGGAAGGAUUCCAUGCGAUCGAUUUGGAUUCUGGAUCAAUUGAUGACAUUUAUACACCGCCAAAUACUGAAACACCUGUGGUCCCUCAUUGUAUUGUAAUAUUACCAAAUAGUAAUGGAAUGCAGUUAUUACUGUGUUAUAACAAUGAAGGUGUUUAUGUGAGUACAUAUGGCAAAGCAACGAAAAAUGUUUUUUUGCAAUGGGGAGAAACUCCGUCUUCUGUCGCCUAUAUUUCAACGGGUCAAAUAAUGGGUUGGGGCAAUAAAGCGAUUGAGAUACGUUCGGUCAACACCGGUCAUUUGGAUGGUGUUUUCAUGCAUAAAAAAGCACAAAAACUGAAAUUUCUCUGUGAACGCAACGACAAAGUAUUUUUCUCGAGUGCCAAAGGAGGUGGUGCAUGUCAAAUAUAUUUUAUGACGUUGAAUAAACCAGGAAUUUCGAAUUGGUAA
This is a messenger RNA of Dracunculus medinensis (Guinea worm), 3480 nucleotides long. Lineage: Eukaryota; Metazoa; Nematoda; Chromadorea; Rhabditida; Dracunculidae. The record is from the annotation of a GenBank genome assembly.